CUUUGUGUGUGCCUCUGUUCGUGUUUUUGUUCCGUUCCGUGCAGCAGUGGUAACAUCAGUGGUGCGUGCAGAACAUCCACAUUAUUUCAUAGUUUUAUUGUAUUUAAUUGAAUUCAAUCAACCUCUGUGUGCAAUUGAUCAAAAUGUUCGCCAGAUAUUCAUCCGGUAUUGUCCGUUCCACCCAGCUUUGCCGGUUCCAAAGUACACUGGUGCUGGCCGAACACAACAAUGAUACCCUGAACCCGAUCACGGCCAAUGCUGUGACCGCUGCCAAGAAACUGGGCGGAGAUGUGACCGUACUGGUCGCCGGUACCAAGGUCGGCUCGGUGGCCGAAGCCGCCGCCAAGUUGGAUGGCGUGUCCAAGGUGCUGGUAGCGGAAGGCGCUGCCUUCAACGGACAGGUAGCGGAGGCCCUGACCCCACUGGUCCUGGCCACCCAGAACCAGUUCAAGUUUACCCACAUCCUGGCGGGAGCGUCCGCUAUGGGAAAGGCCGUUCUGCCACGGAUCGCUGCCAAGCUGGAUGUUUCGCCCAUUUCCGAAAUCAUCGACAUUAAGUCGGCGGAUACCUUCGUCAGGACGAUCUAUGCCGGAAACGCCAUCCAAACAAUCAAGAGCAAGGACCCAGUCAAGGUGGUCACCGUCCGUGGAACCAACUUCGAAGCGGCCGGAUCCGGCGGAAGCGCAGCCACCGAAAAGGCUCCGGAAGGCGACUACAAAACCGACCUGACGGAAUUCGUUAGCCAGGAACUGACCAAGUCCGAUCGGCCAUCGCUGACCGCUGCCAAGAUUGUCAUCUCCGGUGGGCGUGGCAUGAAGUCUGGCGACAACUUCAAAAUGCUGUACGACCUGGCCGACAAGUGGGGAGCAGCCGUGGGUGCCUCUCGUGCCGCCGUUGAUGCCGGUUUCGUACCGAAUGAUUUGCAGAUCGGUCAAACCGGUAAGAUUGUCGCUCCGGAGCUGUACGUUGCCGUCGGUAUCUCCGGUGCCAUUCAGCAUCUAGCCGGCAUGAAGGACUCGAAGACGAUCGUUGCCAUCAACAAGGACCCGGAGGCACCGAUCUUCCAGGUUGCCGACUACGGCCUGGUCGCCGAUUUGUUCAAGGCUAUUCCGGAGAUCAACGAAAAGUGCUGAAAACCAGUGAACGCGCAGAAAUAUGUAGGUUUAAACUACCCCCAACUCCCCCAAUCAGGUUCAACGUUCUAUUUCGAAUGGGUACUAUUCGGCAUACAACAAUCAGUAGCACACUCUUCGUUCGAAGUGAAAUUGUUAGAAAACGAAUGCAUUUCCUCUUGUUAUGAAAUAAAAGUGAGAUUUUUUGUAUGACUAAAUAA
Molecule: messenger RNA, 1333 nt
Organism: Ochlerotatus camptorhynchus
Lineage: Eukaryota; Metazoa; Arthropoda; Insecta; Diptera; Culicidae
Gene: wal
Product: electron transfer flavoprotein subunit alpha wal
Exons: 3
Coding region: 144-1133 (329 amino acids)
Biological process (GO): fatty acid beta-oxidation using acyl-CoA dehydrogenase
Cellular component (GO): mitochondrion
Molecular function (GO): flavin adenine dinucleotide binding; electron transfer activity
Source: RefSeq, a predicted model, not a curated record